GCCUUCUGAGCAGCCGCGGCGCCAGCAAGCUCAGCGGCGCGAGCCUCCCGGCGGCCGGCCGCACCGGCAGCCGCCCCGCGACGGGCCAGGAGAGUCCAGGCUCGUCGAUCGCCUUGGGCGCGCAGUUCUUCAACCGCCGCAACCCGAACCAGCCAAGGACGAACAUGCAGCUCAUCUUCAAUGCCCUCCGCCUCGCCAUGGCCGACCCCUGCGCGAACGAGAAGUUCUUGUCGGACUCCAUCGACCUUUUCGAGACCGCGUCCAAGGACGUCCGGACCUCCCGGUCGGGGCUCGCGCUCGUGCACCGGGCCAAGGCUCUCAGGUCGCUGUGGGAGUGGCGCCGGAGCUGCGCGCAGGCGCGCGCCGAGCUCGCACAGGCGCACCAG
This is a messenger RNA of Prorocentrum cordatum, 386 nucleotides long. NCBI's taxonomy places the organism in Eukaryota, Dinophyceae, Prorocentrales, Prorocentraceae. The record is from the annotation of a GenBank genome assembly.